This is a messenger RNA of Ornithorhynchus anatinus (platypus), 1789 nucleotides long. RefSeq names its product gap junction protein beta 4 (gene GJB4). NCBI's taxonomy places the organism in Eukaryota, Metazoa, Chordata, Mammalia, Monotremata, Ornithorhynchidae. Bases 104 to 919 code for a protein of 271 amino acids. Gene Ontology annotation, biological process: cell communication. The transcript has a single exon. Gene Ontology annotation, cellular component: connexin complex. The record is from RefSeq and is a predicted model, not a curated record.
GAACACACACACACACACACCUCACUUGUGGCCAUUUCUGUGUGUUCUGCAGGUGUUCCUGGCCCUAGGAGGCCCUUGGUGGCCAACCCCUUGCCCGGCCGGGAUGAACUGGGCGUCAUUCCAGGAGCUCCUGAGCGGCGUCAACAAGUACUCAACUGCCCUGGGCCGCAUCUGGCUGUCAGUUGUGCUCGUCUUCCGAGUGCUGGUGUACGUGGUGGCGGCCGAGGAGGUCUGGGACGACGACCACAAGGAUUUCGACUGCAACACCCGCCAGCCAGGCUGCACCAAUGUCUGCUUCGACCACUUCUUCCCCAUCUCCCACGUCCGCCUGUGGGCCCUGCAGCUCAUCCUGGUGACCUGCCCUUCCCUGCUGGUCGUCAUGCACGUGGCCUACCGGCAGGACAGAGAACGCAAACAUCGGGAGAAGCACGGGGAGCACUGCGCGCAGCUUUACCCCAACCCGGGCAAGAAGAGGGGGGGACUCUGGUGGACCUACCUGCUGAGCCUGCUCUUCAAGGCCGCCGUGGACAUCGGCUUCCUCUACGUCUUCCAUCGCCUGUACGAGAACUACGACCUGCCUCGGGUGGUGGGCUGUGCCGUGCCCCCCUGCCCCAACGUCGUCGACUGCUACAUCGCCCGGCCCACCGAGAAGAAGGUCUUCACCUACUUCAUGGUGGCCACCUCCUUGGCCUGCAUCCUCCUCAACCUGGGCGAAGUGGCAUACCUGGUCGGCAAGAGAUGCUCAGAGCUGCUCAGGCCACGGCGACGGAGGCUGGUGGCAGUCCCCCGGGCGGCCUUGCCCGAUGGCUUCCCCCCAUACGUUGUUCCCCAAGCCAGUCCCUCUCAGCGGGAUGACCCAUCCCCCGGCAAGGCCGACAAUUCAGCGUCCCCUCUGAUGAGCUCGGGACACUUGAGAUAAAGCUAGGGGAGGAAGGAACAGUGGAGAAGCACCAGGGCAGCGUCCAGCUGCACCCGCCCCGGUCCCCAUCGAGCCCGACCCCCCGGCCAAUGGUCUGGGAGGAGAGGGGGCCUUGGGUCGCCAACAUGGUGAGUUGCGACUGAACCUGGGUGAAUGGUCAAAGAUGUCUUGUGCUGGGAUAGGUACAAGGUACAAGUAUGACACACAGCCAUCCAGGAGAGGCUCACAGUCGAUUUUAUCCUUUCCCAUCUGCUCUCAGGGAAAUUCCUGCAGGGAAGAUCACCACCUUUAGUCUCAGCCUCUGAGCAACUGGCCAGAGUGAGAGCAGGCCCCAGGAGAGCGGAAAAGCGAUGAUGAAUGCCCCUCCUGGGUCUGCACGAGCAAGUGGUCCAGGUCACUCAGUCCCCUAGACUACCCUUUGGGCCAGGAUGAGGGAGCUGGCCACUGCUCCUCUCUACCCAUGAAGCCCGAUGGCCCGGGUUGCUUCCCUCCGGGCCUCUUGGGCACAGCUGGCCUCAGCCUUGAGCAUGUGCGUGCAGAGCUCAGGUGAAGGCUUGCUCCCACCCCUCCUCCUCUGGCUUGGGCAGAACCUGAAGCUCCAGCUGCAACCGCCCCCUCCCCCUCUGUGACUCACUCCCGCUCCCCCUCACUGGUUGUGAGGGAAGAGGGUGUUGCUGAGCUGUGGGUGGAAACUGGGACACUCCCGGGAAGCAGAUAGAGGCUGGACCAGGGGCCGAUGAUGGGGAGGAGGCUUGGGCUGGAGGCUCUGCUGGGGAGGUAAGGGACUGGGUGUGAGACAUUGCCGGGGUGAGGUGGAGGGCCAAGGGCACUGGGGCUGGGGGAAACAGAGAAGCAGGCUGGCCUAUUGAA